AUGGCCCCCAAGAAAGUGGAAGCCAAGAAGCCGGCGGAGGCCAAGAAGCCAGCGGAGGCCAAGAAAGACGAGAAUGCCGCGCUGCCACCCAAAGCUCCAGAAGCCGAAGCGAAAGCGUGCGAGGUGGACCUGAAGAGUGUGGUGGUGGAGUUCAGCGCAGAGCAGAUGGACGAGUUCCGUGACGCCUUCACGCUGUUUGACGAGACGCCGGCAGGCGAGAUGAAGAUCACGUACGCGCAGUGCGGCGACGUGAUGCGAGCGCUGGGCCACAACCCGACCAACGACGACGUCCUGAAGCUGCUGGGGCGGCCCAAAGCCGAGGAGAUGCACGCCAAACUGCUGGACUUUGAUGCCUUCCUGCCCAUGCUGCAGCACGUGGCUCGCACCAAGGGCCACGGACACUUCGAGGACUUUGUGGAGGGGCUCAGGGUGUUCGACAAGGAGGGCAACGGCACCGUCAUGGGGGCCGAGCUGCGCCACGUCCUGUCCACCCUGGGGGAGAAGAUGACAGAGGACGAGGUGGACCGGCUCAUGGCCGGACAGGAGGACACCAACGGGCAUGUCAACUACACCGACUUCGUCAAACACAUCAUGGCUGGAUGA
Phycodurus eques (leafy seadragon) is the source of this 603-nucleotide messenger RNA. RefSeq names its product myosin light polypeptide 6-like. Gene Ontology annotation, molecular function: calcium ion binding. NCBI's taxonomy places the organism in Eukaryota, Metazoa, Chordata, Actinopteri, Syngnathiformes, Syngnathidae. Bases 1 to 603 code for a protein of 200 amino acids. The record is from RefSeq and is a predicted model, not a curated record. The transcript has a single exon. Gene Ontology annotation, cellular component: myosin II complex.